CACACACAAUAAAAUAAAGAUAAGAUUAUUUGUCUUAAGUAUCGACAUUAACAUUCAACAGCUGUGUCUUAGAAACUUAACAAGUGAAUUAGAAAAGAUAUUUUUAUCACCCGCAUAGUCAAAACCAGUGUGUUUUACUAUGGCUACCAAAUUGAGCGUUGAUUUGCCUGAUAUCGAGAAUUUAUUAGCUCUCAAUCCUAGAGUGCGUAAUUACUCCAAUCUAGUGCCAUCUUUUAAGACUAAAAAGAAUAAAGAACAUUGGAAAAGGAAUUUGGACAAAAAAUGCGGGGAUUGUUCCUCAUUGGAAAACAACUUCUCCGAUGUCAAACCAACAACCUUAAGCGAAAGAGGGGCCCUUAGAGAAGCCUCGAGAUGCCUAAAAUGUGCAGACGCACCUUGUCAAAAAUCUUGCCCAACUCAGCUCGAUAUCAAAUCCUUCAUAACAAGCAUUGCCAACAAGAACUACUACGGUGCCGCCAAGGCAAUUUUCUCCGACAACCCUUUGGGGAUUACGUGCGGAAUGGUGUGCCCAACCAGCGACUUGUGCGUCGGGGGUUGCAAUCUGCAAGCCUCCGAAGAGGGCCCCAUCAACAUCGGCGGUCUUCAGCAGUUCGCCACCGAAGUUUUCAGCAAAAUGGGGGUGAGACAGACGAGGGACCCCGAAACACCGCUACCGAAGAACGCAUCGUCAAAAAUCGUUUUGAUUGGCGGCGGGCCGGCCUCCUUAUCCUGCGCUACCUUCCUCGGUAGAUUGGGCUACAACGACAUCACCAUCUACGAAAAGGAACACGUCUUGGGGGGGUUGAGUACCUGGGAGAUUCCGCAGUACCGACUGCCCAUCAACGUGGUCAACUUCGAAAUAGGUUUGGUGCAAGAUUUGGGCGUCAAAUUUAUCACCGGCCGCAAACUAUCAACAAAAGACGUAACCUUGACCACCCUCCUCAAGGACUCCAAGGCUGUUUUUGUAGGAGUUGGUCUACCACAGCCAAAACUCAACCCUCUAUUCAAAAACUUGACCGAGGAACAAGGUUUUUACACCUCCAAAAGUUUCUUACCCAAGGUAUCUUUGGUCAGCAAAAAAUCUACAAGUGGCUGCCCCUGUAAACAAAAUCAAAAUUCGUUACCAAAACUACAUGGGAACGUGAUUGUUUUGGGUGCUGGCGAUACAGCGUUCGAUUGCGCCACAUCUGCAUUACGUUGCGGGGCUAAGAAAGUCUUCGUUGUUUUUAGAAGAGGUUUUACCAACAUCAGAGCAGUACCAGAGGAAGUUUCUGUAGCAGUAGAGGAAAAGUGCGAACUGAUAGGUUUCCUUGCUCCCCAUUCGGUUAACGUUAAAGGUGGAAAAAUAGUUUCCGUUACUUUUAGCAGAACAGAGCAAAAUGAUGAUGGUAAAUGGGUUCAAGAUACUGAACAACUCACCACUCUUAAAGCCAGUUAUCUUAUCUCUGCCUUUGGUUCUGGUUUGGAAGAUCCAGAAAUUAUCGACGCUCUUAAACCUUUAAAACUCAAUGACCAAAACAUGCCCAUCGUGAAUGUGGAAGAAAUGUCAACAUCUCAUCCUUCUGUUUGGUGUGGAGGCGACAUAGCUGGUGUAGCUGAAACCACAGUUGAAGCUGUGAACGACGGUAAAACAGCUGCGUGGUUUAUGCAUUGUCACUUGGAGGGUAUUUCAAAAUCCACAAAACCAAAACUACCUUUGUUCCAUACUGACAUAGACGAGGUUGAUAUUUCGGUUGAUAUUUGUGGUAUCAAGUUCGAAAAUCCCUUUGGAUUGGCUUCUGCGCCGCCCGUUACUAGUACAGCAAUGAUCAGGAGAUGUUUUGAACAGGGUUGGGGGUUUGUGGUGACGAAAACAUUCAGUUUGGAAAAGGAUUUGGUGACGAACGUUUCGCCAAGAAUUGUCAGAGGAUCAACAUCUGGGCAUUCAUAUGGACCUCAGCAAGGUUCCUUCUUAAAUAUCGAGCUGAUUUCAGAGAAGGUAACCGAGUAUUGGUUGCAAGGAAUUAAGGAGUUGAAGGCUGAUUUUCCCACAAAGAUCGUCAUAGCAAGCAUAAUGUGCUCCUACAACGAGGAAGACUGGAGAAAACUGUCAAAAUUAGCGGAAGCAGCAGGUGCCGACGCCUUGGAACUCAACCUGAGUUGUCCACACGGUAUGGGAGAAUCCGGGAUGGGUUUGGCUUGCGGACAAAAACCUGAACUGGUUAAAGGCAUCUCCCAAUGGGUCAGAGACAGCGUCAAGAUACCGUUUUUCAUCAAGUUGACUCCAAACAUCACUGAUAUUGUUACGAUUGCCAGGGCGGCGUAUGAAGGUGGUGCCAGCGGUGUUUCAGCUAUAAAUACGGUUUCCGGUCUGAUGCAUGUUAAAGGUGACGGUACCGCUUGGCCUUUCAUUGGUCUGGAUAAAAGGACAACGUAUGGUGGCGUGAGUGGUAAUGCUACCAGACCAAUGGGAUUACGAGCUGUGUCUGCCAUCGCCAAUGCGUUGCCAGGAUUUCCUAUCCUAGGUAUUGGAGGGAUUGACGCGGCUGAAGUGGCCCUACAGUUUUUGCAAUGCGGUGCUUCGGCUGUUCAAGUUUGCAGUUCAGUGCAAAAUCAGGAUUUCACACUGAUUGAUGAUUAUUGUACGGGAUUAAAGGCGCUUUUGUACCUUGAUGGUAGGUUACCAGGAUGGGAUGGGCAGAGUCCGCCGACGUACAAAAACCAAAAGGGAAAGCCUGUUCAGUCACUGUAUGAUCAUAACGGAAAGAAACUCCCUCACUUUGGAGAUUACCAAAAACAACGAGAGCAACAACUUGAAAAACUCCAUAGGGAAAAUAAGGUUUCCGAAGAAUCUUUGAUGCACCACGACGGUAAAACUUGUGGAUACACUAAUGGUUUUGAAGCUGCAAGUACAGGAAAUGCUCCAAGUAUUAAAGAUGUUAUUGGAAGAUCGCUGCCUCAAAUUGGAGCAUAUAAGAAAUUGGACAACACCAAACAAGUAGUGGCCUUGAUAGAUGAUGAUAUGUGCAUAAACUGUGGAAAAUGCUACAUGGCUUGCAACGACUCUGGUUACCAAGCGAUAACUUUUGAUGCCGAAACUCACAUACCAUGCGUUACAGACGAUUGCACUGGUUGCACCAUGUGUCUUUCUGUCUGUCCAAUUAUUGAUUGCAUAACAAUGGUGCCAAAAUCCAUACCACACGUGAUCAAACGAGGAAGACCAGGAGAUAAAAUUAUAGGGGUACAUGCCUUGCAAAGUCAAUAGAAAUAUUAAUAAAUAUUUUUUUAUUUUUAUAGCAUUUAAAAACUAG
Messenger RNA from Brassicogethes aeneus, 3290 nucleotides. The record is from the annotation of a GenBank genome assembly. Lineage: Eukaryota; Metazoa; Arthropoda; Insecta; Coleoptera; Nitidulidae.